Messenger RNA from Paramisgurnus dabryanus, 2534 nucleotides. RefSeq names its product adrenoceptor alpha 1Bb (gene adra1bb). Gene Ontology annotation, biological process: adenylate cyclase-activating adrenergic receptor signaling pathway; cell-cell signaling; positive regulation of MAPK cascade. Gene Ontology annotation, molecular function: alpha1-adrenergic receptor activity. Gene Ontology annotation, cellular component: plasma membrane. NCBI's taxonomy places the organism in Eukaryota, Metazoa, Chordata, Actinopteri, Cypriniformes, Cobitidae. The record is from RefSeq and is a predicted model, not a curated record.
UGAUUUAUUUAGGUAACAGAUUGCCGUAUCAAUUGUACACAAAAUACUCCUACAUUUAAUAUUUAAUAAAAAUGUUUACAAUUAAGUGCAUGUUGGCUUCUCCAAUAAAUAAAUAAAUUGUACUUAAUAAUAAUUAAUAAAGUUAAGUGCAUUUUUGGCAGUCAAAUAAAUAAAUACAAUGAUCACUGGGCUUUUGGACUGAAGCAGAGAUGGGCGGUAUUAAUGCUUUACCCCUGGGACCGAGACUCUUAAGUUCACAUUAAAUGUGUGCCAAAGGCAGAGCACUUCAUCCAUGACUGCUUAUGUCAUUUACUACUAACCAGACAUAACAGUUUACAUUACUUAAGCAGUCUGCCAUCGUGUUAGCAAUGGAGAUUAUUUUUCGCCAAAAUGAAACAAUUAAAUGAAGAUGAAGUCACACAGUUUUUGGAUACCGGUUUCUUGUAUGCAUCACCGCCACCGGCGUUUUCCAACUCCUCUAAACUAAACAACACAGGACUCGAUCUUCUUGACCUGUCUCGCGCUGUCCCCCUCGGCUUGGCUUUGGGAGCUUUCAUCAUCUUCGCCGUGGCUGGAAACAUUUUAGUGAUACUGUCGGUGGUGUGCAACAGGCACUUGAGAACUCCAACCAAUUAUUUCAUAGUUAACCUUGCGAUCGCCGACCUGCUCCUGGGCACCACCGUGUUACCCGUAUCAGCCACCCUGGAGAUUUUAGACUACUGGGUUUUUGGAAGAUUUUUCUGUGAUGUCUGGGCAGUUGUUGAUGUGUUGUGCUGCACCGCAUCUAUCAUGAGCUUGUGCGUAAUCUCCAUUGACCGCUAUAUCGGGGUGAGCCAUCCGUUGCAGUAUCCAAAUAUUGUAACGGGGCGCAGAGCCAUCCUGGCUUUGCUCGGGGUUUGGAUCCUUUCCCUGGUUAUAUCCAUCGGACCUCUUUUGGGAUGGAAGCAGCCUCCGUCACCGGACCAUACGGUGUGCGUAAUAAACGAGGAACCCUUUUACGCACUGUUCUCGUCACUUGGUUCCUUCUAUAUUCCAUUAAUUGUUAUUCUAGUCAUGUACUGUCGUGUUUACGUAGUAGCCAAAAGGACAACGAGAAACCUGGAAGCCGGUGUGAAGACAGAAACGAUGAAUUCGGGUGAAAUAUCGCUAAGGAUCCACAGGGGAUCGCAGGACAUCGGUUGCGCAGCCAGGGGUCGCGCGCAUCAGCCGAGGAACUCUCUGACCGUCAAACUUUUCAAGUUUUCGCGGGAGAAGAAAGCUGCUAAAACCUUGGGGGUCGUGGUUGGCAUGUUUACUCUGUGCUGGUUACCAUUUUUCCUCACUUUACCAAUUGUCUCAUUCGACGUCAGCCUCCGACCCCCUGAGACCAUCUUCAAAAUCAUUUUCUGGCUCGGUUACUUCAACAGCUGCCUGAACCCCAUCAUCUAUCCCUGCUACAGCCGGGAGUUCAAGAACGCUUUCGGCCUCAUCCUGAAAUGCAGAUGUCACCGCAGGAGGCGACCGGGUUGGAAAGCAUAUAACUACCAGGGCUCGCACAUCAGCUCCCUUUAUUCACGCCAAGACUCGAAGGACUCUGUGAACUACGGCAGUUACCUAAAUGGCAGCCAGAGGACCCUGUCUUCUGCCAGCCCGAGCCCCAGCUACCACUCCAAAGGUCUGUCACAUUUCCAGGAGGACGGACCUAGAUACGCCCGGAGCAGGACACCUUCUGUUUUAUCCGAGAGUAUUUUGGAUCAUCAUCUUGCGCCUGUGGAAGAAGUCCCCAGCCUGUUUUUAGGCCUUCCAGAUCAUGGUAUUGUAGAUGGCCCUCAAAUGCAGGAAAUGAUUAAAGAUAUGGACUGUGAGGGUGGUUUUUCACCCUGAAGAUUACUUUUGCUUUAAAGGGGACAUAUCAUGAAAAUUCACAGACUUUUUCAUGUUUAAGUGCUAUAAUUGGGUCCCGGUGCUUCUAUCAACCUAUAAAAUGUGAAGAACAACCAAGUAACUUAGUUUUGGUAAACCACUGUCUGCAAGCAUGUAAAAAUAGGUAAUUGAAAUUUGGCUCCCCUUGUGAUGUCAGAAGGGGAUAAUACCGCCCCUUAAUCUGCACUAUCCAACCACUGCACUGUCAUUUAGUGCAGAGAUCAGCUCAUUUGCAUUUUAAAGGACACACCCAAAAUGGCACAUAUUUGCUCACACCAACAAAGUGGCAAUUUAAACAUGUUAUAAUAAAUUAUCUAUUAUAUUUUGAGCUAGAACCUCAUAUAUGUACUUAGGGGACACCAGAUAUUUAUUUUACAUCUUUAAAAACAGUCUUGUGAAAUGUCCCCUUUAAUGACACCACCUCUUCAAAAAACCGGACGUGUCAUCAAACUGCUACGCACAAUUUCAGUUUUGUCUGUCAGGUUGUAGGGACAGCAUUUGUGUGAUGUUAAUUAAAAACGAAGUGCCUUUGCAUAGAAUAUAUUUUCUUUACACUGUGAAAGUUUUUUGUGUGAAUACACUGAUAUUCUGUAAGCACUACAUUAAAGCAAUUUUGCUUAUUUUAUCAUUCA